AUGCAUCUCAGACCCGAUCACGCAGUCAGAGACAUCCCGACUCUUCACUCUUUCAUUGAACAAAACCCACUAGGCGUCCUCACCACAUCCCUCCCCUCUGCCGAUCACCCAACCCUCCAAUGCAGCCACAUCCCCUGGGUGCUAGACCGUGCAACUUCACCGGGGAGCAAUCCAGCAAGCCAAUCAAAACAAGUCAAUAAUGGACCACCCAAUCACUCCAAGGGAGUCCUCCGUGGGCACAUCGCGCGCCAAAACCCACAAAGUAAAGCAAUGGUAGAAUGCGCCUUGAACAACAGCUUCAAAACAGGCAGUAUUCCGGGCGCAUUUCCCACAAGCUCCACAGAAAAAGAGACAGAAUCUUCUACCCUCCCCGGCGAAGUCUUAAUCGUCUUCACCAGCCCGGUAGAUCAUUACAUCACCCCAAACUUCUACACCGAGUCCAAGCCCGCAACAGGAAAAGUCGCCCCGACCUGGAACUACGCCGCCGUGCAAGUCUACGGCCGGGCAACUAUCUACCAUGACAGCAAGGACCAGCGGACCGAACUGUUCCUGCGGCAACAGCUGAAUGAUCUAGCUAAGCUGGGCGAGGAGCGGAUUAUGGGAUUCCAGGAUGAGGCCGGCUCGGGUUCGGUUUACGAAACUCACGACGGGGAGGCCCAAGACCACCUGUGUAGAGAUGAGACUAGGAAGAAUCGGAGCCUAGACCUGCAGCUGCAGCCGGGGGAGAGUGCGAUGGUCACGGGGGCUAGGGCUAGUGGGACGGCAUCGUCGGCAUCGGCCCCGUGGGUAAUCGCUGAUGCGCCAUCGGGGUAUAUUGCUGCGUUGCUGAAGAAUAUUGUCGGGAUUAGCGUGGAGAUUACGCGUGUUGAGGGCAGGUUUAAGGUUAGUCAGGAACGGCCGGUUGGGGAUCGUGGGGGUGUUGUUGAAGGUUUGGAGAGGAUGGGUGGGAGGGCGAAGGAUAUGGCGGAGUUUGUGAGAUCGGGGAGGGUUUUGCGUGGGGAUUGA
Messenger RNA from Penicillium bovifimosum, 1005 nucleotides. RefSeq names its product FMN-binding negative transcriptional regulator. The record is from RefSeq and is a predicted model, not a curated record. The transcript has a single exon. Lineage: Eukaryota; Fungi; Ascomycota; Eurotiomycetes; Eurotiales; Aspergillaceae. The coding region runs from base 1 to 1005 and encodes 334 amino acids.